AUGACUCAUUUGCAGGCAGGUCUCUCCCCGGAGACUCUGGAGAAAGCCCGGCUGGAGCUGAACGAGAACCCGGACACCUUGCACCAGGACAUCCAGGAGGUGCGGGACAUGGUCAUCACCCGGCCGGACAUCGGCUUCCUCCGCACCGACGAUGCCUUCAUCCUGCGGUUUCUGCGGGCCAGGAAGUUUCAGCACUUCGAGGCGUUUCGCCUCCUGGCCCAAUACUUUGAAUAUCGACAGCAGAACCUGGACAUGUUUAAGAGCUUCAAGGCCACAGACCCAGGCAUCAAGCAAGCACUGAAGGAUGGUUUCCCCGGCGGGCUGGCCAACCUGGACCACUACGGCAGGAAGAUCCUCGUCCUUUUUGCUGCCAACUGGGACCAGAGCAGGUACACACUGGUGGAUAUUCUGCGUGCCAUACUUCUUUCUUUAGAAGCCAUGAUAGAAGACCCCGAGCUGCAAGUGAAUGGAUUUGUUUUGAUUAUAGACUGGAGCAACUUCACCUUCAAGCAGGCCUCCAAGCUCACACCUAGCAUGCUUAGAUUAGCCAUAGAGGGCCUUCAGGACAGCUUUCCAGCUCGGUUUGGAGGAAUACAUUUUGUCAAUCAGCCGUGGUAUAUCCAUGCCCUCUACACAGUUAUCCGGCCCUUUCUAAAGGAGAAGACACGAAAAAGGAUAUUCCUGCAUGGUAACAACCUCAACAGCCUGCAUCAGCUCAUACACCCUGAGAUCCUGCCUUCAGAGUUUGGAGGAAUGUUGCCCCCCUAUGACAUGGGCACGUGGGCAAGAACACUGCUUGACCAUGAGUACGAUGAUGACAGUGAAUGCAACGCGGACUCCUACAACACUCCUGCAAAGGAUAUAGAAAAGGACCUCUCUCCCAAAUCCAUGAAAAGGUCUCAGUCAGUUGUGGAUCCUGGGGUGCUGAAACGCAUGGAUAAGAAUGAGGAAGAAAACAUGCAGCCCUUGCUUUCACUUGACUAG
This is a messenger RNA of Onychostruthus taczanowskii (white-rumped snowfinch), 984 nucleotides long. It is a transcript of the gene CLVS2, whose product is annotated as clavesin 2. The transcript has 5 exons. The record is from RefSeq and is a predicted model, not a curated record. Lineage: Eukaryota; Metazoa; Chordata; Aves; Passeriformes; Passeridae. Gene Ontology annotation, cellular component: membrane. The coding region runs from base 1 to 984 and encodes 327 amino acids. Gene Ontology annotation, molecular function: phosphatidylinositol bisphosphate binding.